AUGUCUCGAGAUGGGUCCCAAUGCGCUUCUGUUGAGUGGAGGCUCUCCUGGACGCCUCUCCCUAUGAGGAACGAUAUCUUCUAUCUUCGAGAAUCGGUUCCGACGGGAGGCAAGACCGGAAUGGGCGCUUCGGCUUCCGAGGAUCCGAGCGAGGCUCGUUUAGGUUUGGGUGGCAGGAAAUUUGACGAGAUGUCAGUUUCUGAAACAAUCCUCCGAAGGCAGUGGCCGAUUUUCCUGGAAUAUCUCGAUGUCGACGCGAUUUCCCCGAUUCUCAUCUCCAAGUACGUCCUCCCGGUGGACUGGAUGGACAACGGGGAGAAGCCGCUGAGGGCGCGCGAGAAGAGGGAGGCGAUCCUCAGGAUCGUCCGCGCGAAGGGUCGGACAGGGUUCCAAGCCUUCAGGAAGGCCCUGGCGCAAGUCGGACAGUCGCAUCUCGUGUCGUCGCGCGCCUUGGACGCGUUGCCGAGCCAAAAGGCGUGCCUUCCCCUUGCGGAUGAUGAUGCUGGCGUGGCAGCCUUCAUGAAAGGAUGCUCGACGACGCUGAAGAGUCCAGGGACCCGGCGAGGCGGCGGCACCUUUGGGCUCUCGCGGCUUUCUUCUUCUUCCUCGUUCUGACCGCUCUUUUUUCCUCGCUUUCCUUUACAUUGCUUAUGUUUUUUCUUGCCGU
This is a messenger RNA of Darwinula stevensoni, 667 nucleotides long. The record is from the annotation of a GenBank genome assembly. Lineage: Eukaryota; Metazoa; Arthropoda; Ostracoda; Podocopida; Darwinulidae.